Laetiporus sulphureus 93-53 is the source of this 903-nucleotide messenger RNA. Its product is annotated as alpha/beta-hydrolase. The coding region runs from base 1 to 903 and encodes 300 amino acids. The record is from RefSeq and is a predicted model, not a curated record. Gene Ontology annotation, molecular function: lipase activity. Gene Ontology annotation, cellular component: membrane. NCBI's taxonomy places the organism in Eukaryota, Fungi, Basidiomycota, Agaricomycetes, Polyporales, Laetiporaceae. The transcript is spliced from 7 exons.
AUGUCGGACUACAGCGAAGCUUGGCUGACUGGGCCUUCCGACACACAGUUCUACGCUCGAACCUACGAGGCAGCAGACCCCAAAGCGGUCCUUGUGUUUGUGCAUGGGGCCGCAGAGCAUGUCGGCCGCUUUGCUCAUAAUCAUCUCCUCUACGCAAAACGAGGCAUCAUGGUGUUCGCGUACGACCGGCGUGGGUCAGGUCGAACGGCUCUUGACCAGGAGCACAGGAGCGCUGAUUCGAUGUACGGCAAGACAGACUGGAAGAGUGAACUCAAGGACAUGGAAUGGGCUAUUCGGCAUGUGCAGAGUACAUUCUCUUCUCUUCCCGUUUUUCUCAUGGGUGAUUCAUUGGGCGGUGGACUAAUACUGGGAUUCGUUGCCCGUGAGGACGCUCCAAGGGACGUUCUAUCGAUGUUGUCAGGCGUCAUCAUUGCUAGCCCGACCUUGCUCAUGGUUGAUCAGCCGCCGAGGCUGAUGCGCUGGAUUAUAAGUCUCCUUUGUAUCGUAUCUCCCAACGUGCAAUUUCCUUUCAGGAACAAUGCUCAGAACUUGUCACGCAACCCGGAAACGAACGAAGCAUACAUCCGAGAUCCUCUCAUCAGAACAGCUGGAUCUGUCAAGAUUGUUCGCGACUUGGUGACUGAGGGAGAGGCGUUGCUCGAGAAGAACUAUCAAUAUUGGCCUGAGGACAUGCCCGUCCUCUUUAUACACGGUACAGGAGACAAAAUUACCAUGCACCAGAAGACUGUUGCCUUUUAUGACAGUCUGUCGACCAAGGACAAGCAGGUGAUCUUAUAUGAGGGAGCUUUCCACGAAUUGCAUAACGAACCAGAUGGAGUUGCUGAGAAGAUGGUGGAUGAUUGCGUGAAGUUCAUGGAGGCGCAUCUGGGACAUCGGUUAUGA